Molecule: messenger RNA, 5112 nt
Organism: Ophidiomyces ophidiicola
Lineage: Eukaryota; Fungi; Ascomycota; Eurotiomycetes; Onygenales; Onygenaceae
Exons: 3
Coding region: 1-5112 (1703 amino acids)
Source: RefSeq, a predicted model, not a curated record
AUGGAGACGCUGUUUCCGCUCAAUCCCCGGUUGCUGGUUGCGAUGAGUUCCCUGGAGCUGCUAAAUCAUUACCGCAGCCUUACUGAUAACCUGUCGCCUGAGCAGCAUCUUGAAGUCAUCGCGCAUAUCCUCUCUCGGGUCCACGACGGUGCAAUUCCUCCAUCGAUUUUCAGCAUUUGGCUGCCCCCCAUAUUACAUCGUUUCCCGCACCUGCUCAGAUCUAUACUCAUUGACAGGUCCUAUUUCGUGCGAGCACUAGGCCUGAAGGCUCUGGACCAGGUGCUUAAAAAGACAGCAUGGAAAACCAAAGGGUGGGAAGCCAUUGGAGGCGCCGCAGGCCUGUCUGAAAUAUUCCAGGUUGUUGGCGUCACACAAACAAGACGUCUUGCGAAGAUUAUUGGACGACGGAUGCGCGGCAAGAAGGAUGCUACUGUGGUUGAAGAGAUUGAUACUCUUGUCCAGGCUUUGCUGCUUGAUCCAUCCUUGCUCGCGGUCUCUGAUGACCAGGCCCCGAAGAGGCGAAUUGCAUUUGAAGAUGUUGUUUCGCUUCUCAACGCUUGCAGCGACUCAUUUCUCUUGAAAUUAUUCUCCCAGCCUAUAGAUUCGACAUCCCCCAUAUUCUCGUCCCUAGACAGCCUAGCCGAAGCUAAGCCAAGUAUUCUCCGCCAGAUAGCUGUUGGUGCAUCCAACGCCGAUGAGGCCGUGCGGCUAGAGCUGCUUAAACGUUGUCCUAUAUCGCUUUUCUCCUCUGCAGUACCGUAUUCAAUUCAGUGCAUGUCCAGCUCUCCGGUAUCUAGCUCUGCCACUCCAGGAUUAUGUUUUUGCCUAGAUCUCAUUCAUUCUGUCACCAAUGAUCCAUCUUUCAUAGAGGCGGUGCCGAAUCGUACGAUCCUAGGCUGGGCCGCGGAAUCUACCGAAAAAGCCACCGGCAAGAAUAUUCCCUUUUCCGACAUUUUGGAGCUUCUGCAAAUUGCCCUAAGAAAGGUAAUGAAUCGAGAUGGGGGCGUGGGUUGGAUUCCAGACCCUUUUCCGAGCCAACUGAUCUAUUAUUGCGCUGUUGCUUUCAACCCAGUCAUUGACACCUAUACAGUCUUGGAACCCAAGCACCGUAGGCGCAUUGCUCGUGGAAUUCCAUUGCCCAGCGCCGAACAUCGACCAGACCUAGAGGCGCUGCUUUCAUGUUACCUAUCAGCCUUUCCGCGAGAAGGAAUUGUUCCUGGCAAUGUCUGCUCAAUUGUUCAGGAAGUGGAAAGCAAGGAAUUCACAACCCCCUUUCCACCCUCCGCAAAACUUAGGCUGAUUAAACUGUUUUGUCUCCAUGCACCCGGUAUUCGAAUCGAUUUGGAUGCAUGUCCUCCGUGUGAAAAGGAUUGGCGGCUGUUCCGAUGGGACAUCGAUUUUAUUCACGAGCUUCCAAUAGCGGAUUCAAUAUGGCUGUUCGAGAAAAUCGAGAGCCUCUCAUUAGAAAAGGACACUGUAGUUUCUCCCGAAGAAUCUGCUUGGUACCAUGGAAAGAUACUCGGCGUCAAGUGGGAAGCGGAGAACAUGGCUUUGCAGGAUGAGUUUCCUAUGACGUCUAAACUUCUCGAAGAAACUAAACAGGCAGCCGAACGUGAGCCUGAUCAAUAUCAGCGAUCUAACCUUGUCAAAAGGGCAUUUGAUAUUGCAGUUAAGAGCAAAAAUAUUCGUUUUCUGAAAGACGUUAGCAUAUGGACUGGUAGAUAUCUGCGUGACCCUUAUGUCUGGAAUGAAAUAUAUAUCUUGCAAUGGGGUCUUAAAUGCACUCCUUUACUAUCUUGCGUCGAAAUGCAGUCUAAAGCCCGCCCAACAUCCCUCUCUGGUCUUAAGUCACUCGUUUACGAAGCUAAUACACUAAUUUCAUCCCAAAUGAAUACCACAUUAAAAGCUUUGCAGGAACCAGGGUUUACGGGAUCAUUUGCUGCAGAUCCCAGAAUAUUUUUCACUGACAUUGUUGAAUCACGUAUUGCAGGAAUAAAGCAAUAUAGGAAGGUACGACUUGGCAGCGAAGAUGAGUUGGCCGAGAUUCUUCUUGGUUCCAUGAUACCUAUAAUACUAGAGUACGAAACAGCGGCAGUCACGGAAGGAUACCUUGCCAUUCACUGGAAUUAUACUGGCGGUGCUCUUCAAGGGCUAAAUUGCCCGAUCCCAACACCACGAUAUGCAAUAUCAUUCAUUGAUAGAUUAGCUCGCAAACGAGAGGAUAUUUGGGCAGCCCAGCGCCGUUCUAGACAUCCAGAAACGGCGAUCUUGGACGCUGGUUGGCCAAAAGGCCUACCUGUGCAGUUCCUGUUCCCGUCUGAAGAAUGGGCAGCGGCAGCUUUCAGGCAUCCCGAUGCGGCACCGUACUUGUCAAAGCGCCUCCGGGAGCUCCUAUUUUGUGAAUCAAAACUCGCACUUACCAAGAUUCCACGAAAGACUACCGGAAUAGGAGCAUUUGUUGAUGAUUUGACCUUCACGAUUGAUGCCUACUGUAAGAGUAGCUCCGGAAGUUGCCCGUCUGAAAGGAUAUUGGAGGUCUGGAAUCAUUUCUCGUGUGUCCUACCGGUGAAUGGUAGGCAUAUUGGACUCCUAAGAGAGCAUCUUUUAUCUACGUGCGAUUAUAUGACUUUGAACGUCGAGCCAAGGUCAAAUCGCUUCAAGCACAGUACCAGAAAGAUUAAGGAAGUGCGGAAAACAAUCGACCCACCUGCGCUGUGUUUGCUUCCUAACCUCGAGGAUUUAACCGAGGAUGGCCCAAUGGCAUGGGAUCCGCAGCCGGAAGAUUCAAGGUCCUCUUCUGAUAUGGAAAUGGAGGACGAAAUUUCGGCUACGAUCUUUGAUAGUUGGUUUUCGGCCGAACAGUCUGAGUACGUGGACUUUAAUUCCGAGUUUAGGGGGCCAUAUAUAAGGGAGCAGGAUCUCGAUACGGAGUCGGGAUGUAAUCCGUUAAAGAUAUGGGCCCCGAAUUGUGACGUGCGCGGGUUGCCGUUACCUAACAAAGAGGCAAUUAUUGUGUCCGCAUUGUUAUACCUGGACACCUUCACUGGCGAGUCUUCGAACAUUCUCUCUCAGCAGUUUCCCAAAAGCUCCCGAUUUCCCCGUUACCCGAGUUUGUUUUUAGACUAUGGCUUCCUUUCUACUAUUUCUGAUGUGCAGGAUGCUGCAGACACUGCAGUGAGAGCUCUGCGACAGCUCAAGAAUAUCGUUCCACCUAGGAUCGUACAAAAAUUAGUGACUUCAUUGCUCCAAAGGCUGCCAAAGCUGGCAACGAAAUCCAGCUUCUGGAUUUAUCAGUCAACGACUUUCAAGCUUCUUAGCCUUUUAACUGAAAUGGACCAGCCAGGCAUGGCAAUCGACCCCAGUCUCUCUGCAGUCAAGAAUUUUCCAGGAAUGUCCCAGUGGCAUCGAAGGUCAAUACCCGUAAGACUUGUUCGAAACUUAGACCAUAACGUCGUGGAGAGCUGGUUAACAGACUUUGCUACUUUUGUCGUUAAUUCUCUCGAGGGACAAAGGGACAAACUCCAAGAUGAAGAGUUCGAUGGACCGGACGAAUGUGCAUCUCCUGCUGAACUUGCAAAUCCAGUCAGUGGAAAGGUGCGCCGCGUGAAAAUUACGACAGUCAAACUACUUACGAUGCGCAUUUCAGAGAGCGGCCAAUUUACAAGCAAGACUUGCCUCCGUAUCUUGGAAUCGUUAUUCCGUGUGGCUAGUCAUAUGUCUGUACGAAGUGUAGUUGUCUUCGCUUUGCUUGCACUUGUGAAAAAAAGUGUGGGUUUGGAUGGCAUUCCGUCCGCUGAGAUAUACUCUGCUAUCACAUCCUUGUAUCCUGCAGUCGCUGGACCCAGCGAGAGAGUAAUAAUGAGCGAGGCAGAUUGGGUGAGCGUGGAGAUCGGUGGCCCUUUGCCAGAAGUUGAUGACUUGCGGUCACUUUUAAACGUGCUGGUCUGGGAUGCGCGCAAUAGCAUUCCGGAGAAUAUGCACGAGCACUAUGUCAAGAGUGUCGUGUUGCCACUUCUGGAUGAAUCCACGAGGCAGCAUAAACGUUGGAUGCGCCUAUUCCUCAAUAGAGCCGGAAUUCCGACAGAGUCGAUCCCAAUAUCCAACUUUGGCCCGUUUGAUAGCGAUGUGGAGAGCACCGUGCUCAAUGGCUGGGUCAAGUAUCUUCCAAAGGAGUAUCUUCUUCGCCAUCGCGCAUGGUCCCUUCGAUACCUGGACAUUUGCAAAGUCAGUCACGUUAAGGAUUUGCUGUAUGCUCGGGAUCCGAAAUGGAUUGACACCAGUGCUGGCAAGCAUUGGGCCAGAUUUAUUGAAGCUAAUAAGCAAUAUCGAGCUUUUGGGGCGACAUUCCAGAGCCUUGUCACGUCUGAGAUUUAUUCGAAGGUGCAGGGCGGUAUAACGCGCCAGGAUGCAGCUCUUGAAUACUGCAAACGAGCUGCAAUCGUUCUUCGGAAUCCGAUUAAGCUAAAUUCGCGAGGCCAGCCUUUCUGGUCUCUUAGUCCGAUCCUGUCUGCCAUUAGCUCGCUUUUCCCAAAUAAGUGCUCCUUAGCUACGGCUGCACGAGAAAACCACGCCCAGUUCAUAGUCAGUCAGAUUGCUCGCGAUGUUGAUAGUCUACGCACACCAUCAUGGUGUUCCGACCCCCAUCGCACGCCCCCUGUGUUGCCAUCUCGGCUCGACCUCCAGGCGCUGUUACUCCCUUUGCCACAUCUUCACAACUCGUCAGCUGAGAAAUACGAUAAUUUUACUCGCCAUGUUCUUGAACUAAUGACGGAAUGCCUGGCAUCACCGUCAUCGUUUGGACAGCUUGAGACACUUAAGAAAGCAAUGCGGUUCGUUGCCGCCGGCGAUGCAAUCCACUGCGCCGUGCGAAUCGGCCGGGGUGAAUGCUGCGAGUAUGGCACUCCUUCUGGGACUUCUAGGGUAUUGCUUUCAAGGGCACUCUUGAGCCAGGCGGGGAAUGCGGAUGUGAGUCGCAGCGGAGAAGCGAAAGCCAUGCUGGAGGAGUGGGCGAAUUGCCCUGAUGAGUGGACGCGAACAUGUGCGUAUGAAUUGGGAGACGCGUGUGGAGUGCUGGGUGUAGGGUUUGAGCAGUUGCAGAGCAUGGAGUUCUAG